UGAAGCGAAAGCGUCAACUUACGAACUAAGUAGAUGAGAUCUAACCCGGCAAGGACUGUUUAUACUUAAUCUCUUUUUCCAUUCACUCGGUUAUGUUGUUCUAUUAAUAGAUUCUCAAAAUCCGACAGGGAGACAAAGGAUGGCGUAUGCCCUGGUCGAGUCAAUUAGGUACCUUAAUGAAAAUGGCAAAGAAAUAUUCAAAUUUCAGUUAAAGUCGUCGCAUUUUCACUUAAUACGCCCCUCUAUCGACGUAUGCCGUUAAACUCUUAAGUACUUCUCUGGUCAGUUAACGCCAUUACGAGAAACAAUGACGUUGGAAUCUAUCGUCCUUUGCCUCCUGGCUAACUUGGUACUUACGGCUUCAGCAGAAGGUAUCUCAACGCCUUCAGGCUGUCGAACCAUUCCGGGGGAUAUCUCUUGGCCAACCUCGGAGCAAUGGGAUCUUUUGAAUCGUACUGUCAACGGAAAUCUCAUUGCUACGAUACCAAUUGCGGCACCUUGCCACGAGACACUAUUCGGCGAACCAAGCCCUAUAUUCAAUCAAGCGGAAUGCGAUGCACUGCUCAACACGUGGUUCUACCCAACAACACAUUUGCCCUCAUCUUCGUCUCCUAUGGCGUAUAUGUUUUCCAACAACAGUUGCAACCCGUUUUUAGGGCCCGAAACGCCAUGCACAAUCGGAUACCUCGUCGUUUAUGCUAUCAAUGCGACUAGCGUCGAGGACAUUCAGGCGGGACUUCAAUUCGCCAAGGAGAAUAAUAUACGAUUAGUUAUUCGCAACACCGGCCACGACUAUCUUGGGAAAUCCACUGGAGCACACGCCCUCGGUAUAUGGACUCAUAACCUGAAGUCUAUGGAGUUAAUUCAGGACUUCAAAGAUGAAAACUAUACGGGGCCUGCUGUUAAAAUUAGCGCGGGGGUCCGAGUCGUUGAGGCGUACGAGUUCGCAGAUUCGCAUAACCUCAUCGUUGUAGGAGGCAACUGUCCAACUGUGGGUUUCGCCGGUGGAUAUAUCCAAGGCGGAGGGCAUGGCCCACUCUCGUCCCGUUUCGGCCUUGCUGCAGACCAAGUUCUUGAGUAUGAAGUUGUCACCUCGGACGGUAAGCUCAUUACAGCAUCCGAUAAUAACAAUAGCGACCUAUUUUGGGCGCUGCGUGGGGGUGGCGGGAGUACAUAUGGCAUUGUGAUUUCAGUUACCGUUAAAGCAUUCCAAGACACUUCAUUCUCGAUGAGUUACUUGCAAAUACCCAACAAUGGUACCAACACAGAUCAACUAUACUCCGUUAUUGGAACUUUCAUAGAGACACUCCCGAAACUUGUCGAUGCCGGCGUUGUUGCAAUUUUUGUUGUAUCCGCCACAGGUUUCUCCCUCACGCCUGCAAUAGCACCCGGGAUGCAGCCGACAGACCUCGAUAGUCAUUUCAAUCCUGUAUUGGACAAGCUGCAUAGCUUAAACCUCGCAUAUAAUUAUACCUCAUCAGCAUAUCCAACGUUUUUGAGCACAUUCAACGCUGUAUCCACAGUCUCCAACGUCUCCGAUCAGAACAUUGGUGGACGGUUUAUUCCGCGAUCUCUUGUUGAAAAUAACGGCACGAACGCCCUUGUCGACGCUAUCAGAUACAUCAGCACACAGGCAGGGUCCCUAUUCGUUGGCAACGCUAUUAGUGUUGAAGGUGGUGCCUCAUCCCCAGAUGACAUCGCAGCUAACCCGCACUUCCGCGAAGCUCUUAUCAGUGCUACUGUAGGAAAUUAUAUUGACUACAUGAGCAAAUCCACAACCUCUACUAGAAUUCGCAACAUUACCGACGAUCUUCUUCCUAAACUUGAGACACUCACACCUGGCGGCGGCGCUUACCUUAGUGAAGGCGACGUUCAUCAACCUAACUUCCAAUCAACUUUCUACGGCGACCAUUAUGACAAGCUAUUACAAAUCAAGCAGCAGUAUGACCCGCAGGACAUAUUCUAUGCUCAAACGGCUGUUGGAAGUGAACAAUGGGGACAAAACUCCGAUGGGAGACUAUGUCAUGGAUAGUCUUAGGUAAUAUUCGAAAUCAUAACCCGAAUCUGCAGUGUUCGGCUUCAAUGUAUACUAUAAGUAUCUCCUAGGACUUUAGAGGU
This is a messenger RNA of Hypoxylon trugodes, 2118 nucleotides long. Its product is annotated as FAD/FMN-containing isoamyl alcohol oxidase MreA. Lineage: Eukaryota; Fungi; Ascomycota; Sordariomycetes; Xylariales; Hypoxylaceae. The transcript has a single exon. The coding region runs from base 308 to 2032 and encodes 574 amino acids. The record is from RefSeq and is a predicted model, not a curated record. Gene Ontology annotation, molecular function: FAD binding; oxidoreductase activity.